Molecule: messenger RNA, 1641 nt
Organism: Rangifer tarandus platyrhynchus (Svalbard reindeer)
Lineage: Eukaryota; Metazoa; Chordata; Mammalia; Artiodactyla; Cervidae
Source: the annotation of a GenBank genome assembly
AUGGAGCAACGCGGGCUGGGGAUGCUGCGGCUACCCGGGCUGCUGGCGGCACUGGGGAUGCUGGUAGGGCAGGCGGCGCUCGGGAUGCAGCGGGAGCGGACCACGCCCCUCUCAUAUUGGCGGGACCUGAAUCUUUGGCCCCUGCCUCUCUCCGUGAAGACGACCCCGCGUUUGCUGUACCUAUCUCCCGGAAACUUCUUCUUCGGGCACAGCCCCACUUCCAAGGCCGGCCCCUCCUGCGAAGUCCUGCAGGAAGCGUUUCGGCGAUAUUAUGACUAUAUUUUUGGUUUCUACAAGUGGCCUCUUGGCUCUGAUAAAGUUCCAAGUGCAAUGGAGUUACAGAAACUUGAAGUCUCAGUUAUCAUGAACCCACAAUGUGACAGUUUCCCCAACAUCACUUCGGAUGAGUCUUAUAAUUUACUUGUGAAAGGACCAGUGGCUACACUGACUGCCAACAGAGUUUGGGGAGUAUUACGAGGUUUAGAGACCUUUAGCCAGUUGAUUUAUCAAGAUUCUUAUGGGACUUUCAUUGCCAAUGAAUCCAACAUUGUAGAUUCUCCAAGGUUUCCUCAUAGAGGAAUUUUAAUUGAUACCUCUAGACACUUUCUGCCCGUUAAGACUAUUUUGAAAACUCUGGAUGCCAUGGCUUUUAAUAAGUUUAAUGUUCUCCACUGGCACAUCGUGGAUGACCAGUCUUUCCCUUAUCAGAGCACCACUUUUCCUGAAUUAAGCAAUAAAGGAAGCUAUUCUUUGUCUCAUGUUUAUACACCAAACGAUGUCCGUACAGUGAUUGAAUAUGCCCAAUUACGAGGGAUUCGAGUCCUGCCAGAAUUUGAUAGCCCUGGACAUACGGCGUCUUGGGGAAAAGGCCAGAAGGACGUCCUGACUCCAUGUUAUCAUGCCAGAGAGCCAUCUGGGACCUUUGGACCCAUAAACCCGAUUUUGAAUUCAACGUACAGCUUCCUGUCUCAGCUUUUCAAGGAAAUUAGUGCUGUGUUUCCAGAUGAGUUCAUUCAUCUGGGAGGAGAUGAAGUAAAUUUUGAUUGUUGGGAGUCCAAUCUAGCAGUCCAGCAUUUCAUGAGGAACAAAGGCUUUGGCAAAAAAAUUGAGAAACUGGAAUCUUUCUAUAUGCAGAGGGUUUUGGAUAUGAUUUCAGCCAUGAACAAGAGAUCCAUAGUCUGGCAAGAGGUUUAUGAUGAUGAAGUCAAGCUUACACAAGGCACAGUAGUUCAAAUAUGGAAAAUGGGAAACCUUCGUAUGAAACUAAGUAAAGUUACAGCAGCUGGCUUCCCUGUGAUCAUUUCUGCUCCCUGGUACUUAGAUGUGAUCAAUUAUGGGGAAGACUGGAAACAGUACUACUCUGUGGAGCCUCUUCGCUUUGCAGGUACUCGGGAACAGAAACAGCUUGUCAUUGGUGGAGAAGCCUGCCUGUGGGGAGAGUAUGUGGAUGCAACCAACCUUACUCCAAGAUUAUGGCCUCGGGCGAGUGCUGUUGGUGAGAGACUCUGGAGUCACCAAGAAGUCACAGACCUAGAGGAUGCCUACAGGAGACUAACAAGACACCGCUGCAGAAUGGUCAAACGAGGAAUAGCUGCACAACCUCUCUUUACUGGCUAUUGUGACCAUGAGGGCAGAAUAUAA